Messenger RNA from Sander lucioperca (pikeperch), 3230 nucleotides. Its product is annotated as homeobox protein engrailed-2b-like. NCBI's taxonomy places the organism in Eukaryota, Metazoa, Chordata, Actinopteri, Perciformes, Percidae. Gene Ontology annotation, cellular component: nucleus. Gene Ontology annotation, molecular function: RNA polymerase II cis-regulatory region sequence-specific DNA binding; DNA-binding transcription factor activity, RNA polymerase II-specific. Gene Ontology annotation, biological process: regulation of transcription by RNA polymerase II; neuron differentiation; multicellular organism development. The record is from RefSeq and is a predicted model, not a curated record. The transcript has 2 exons. The coding region runs from base 461 to 1300 and encodes 279 amino acids.
UGAAAGUAUUUGAGCGGCGUCUUUAUCAGGGCAGUUUAGUUCUGCUGGACGCAUCAAUAAUUGUGUGCAGGGACCCGGAAAAAAAUAAAUAGACUCUUUAUUUUUCAAACUCAUUUUUUUUUUUUUUACAAAUUUUAAAUAACUAAAAAUUGAGCAGCGAGUCCAGCCACGAGGAGUAGGCUUUUUACCAGAAACUGAAGCAUGAAUUUUCUUUGUCAAAAUCCUAAGAGGCGCGUUUUCACAGCAACAACAAUAUAAAAAACUACUCUGCCAAAAAAAGGAAUUAGUCUAGCUCAUCGACGUUUUGUGUUUUUUUUGUGAAAAUAUAGGCUAGCAGCCUUAUUAAUUGAUAAGAAAGAGGACAGGACAACACGAAAUUGGAAUUACUACUUUGUAAAAAAAAAAAAAAAAAAAAGGGGGGCAGAGAAAGAGGUGCUGAGGGUGAUCAGGCUUCAUCAUUAUGGAAGAAAAUGCUCGCCGAGACCCAGAGCGCGCACAGGACUCCGGCGAGGAGUCCAACCGGGCCAUCCUGCCUCUCCUCCAGCCACCUGGCAACCAGCAGUCCCACAGGAUCACAAACUUUUACAUCGACAACAUUUUGAGACCGGACUUUGGCCGAAAGAGGAAGCACGGGACUCCGGUCCGGGAGGGAGACCGUCUGGGUCUGGGUCUGGGAGUGAUCAUACGCACAGAGGAGCUGAAGUCUUCCAAAACUGGCAACCCGCAGCAGGGUGGAGCAGGAGGCGAGGAAGAAGAAGAAGAACAAGAGGAGGAUGAGGACACGGGAGCAUCCGACGACCAGCAUCCGGACACUAAGGCCAAGAGGCCGGACCUGAGAGCCGGGGAUGCGGCUGGGAAGGGUCGGGGCGGCGGCGGGGACCGGUGCCGCAGCCCCGAGGCCGGCUCGGCCCCUGCGUCCAAGCCGCCGAUGCUGUGGCCGGCCUGGGUUUAUUGCACCCGCUACUCGGACCGUCCGUCAGCAGGGCCCAGAUCCCGCAAACCAAAGAAGGAACCGACCCCGAGUAAAGAGGACAAGCGGCCCCGGACGGCCUUCACCGCGGAGCAGCUCCAUCGGUUAAAAACGGAGUUCCAGAGCAACCGGUACCUGACCGAGCAGCGGCGACAGAGCCUGGCCGGGGAACUUGGCCUUAACGAGUCUCAGAUCAAAAUCUGGUUUCAGAACAAACGGGCCAAAAUCAAGAAAGCCACCGGGAAUAAAAACGCUCUGGCGCUGCAUCUCAUGGCACAGGGACUGUACAACCACGCCGGGUCCAAGGAUGCCAAGUCGGACAGCGACUAGAGGAGACACGGAGGGACAGCAGGGGGGUUCUGAACCAUGCAAUAAAAAUCACUUCAGUACCAGCAUUCAUAUUUAAAAACUCAAGCAGAGAGGAUAUUAUGACAUUUUGUUUGUGUGUGUGUGUGUGUGUGUGUGUGUGUGUGUGUGUGUGUGUGUGUGUGUGUGUGUGUGUGUGUGUGUGUGUGUGUGUGUGUGUGUGUGUGUGUGUGUGCAGGCUAAUGCGUCCGCAGGGCUGUAGUAGCCUAUAAAUGACGACGUCCAAUCCAAAUCAAAAUGUAUGCUGCGUUCAUGUCACAGACAGAAGUCGGGAUUUUCCACGGUAACACAACUGUUACAAUUCGGAAACCCGCCACUUAUGUAGGCCUACAAUUAGCCUAGAUGUCCAAUUAAAAACAGCCACGGACGCUUCUGUUAGAGCUGAUACGCAACUUUAUAGGCUGCAUUAUUUGAUUUGGGUCUGAAGUAACGUCUGUUAAGUAGGCCGAUUCUGAACACUGCGUGGCACAUAAAGGCCACACUUCAAAAUUGGUGGUCACUCAUUGAGAAAAGAGUAGCCUAAAAACAUUUCUAUGUGUUAGCUAAAAGCAGGCUACCAGUCGCUGGCAGAUGAGGCGACACAGUUAAUUUCAAAUGCUACCAUUUAGCCUACGUUUGGGAUAAAACAUGCGCUUUGAUGUAGCCUAGUACUUUAAAGGGCUAUUAUCAAUGGCUAAGAAAAUAAAGACUAUUUUGAAAUUGUUUAACAUUAUAACUAAUAGGCGUAGUUAGGCUAUAGUUUUAACAGUGUACCCCGCCAUCUUUGACAUCAGGUAAUAGCCUAUUAUUUCAGAAACCUCACACAUUUCAGCCUCAAUUUCCACAUUUCCACCUGAGUUGUUGUUUUUUCCUGUGAAGAAAACAACCAGAAUGCCGAUAUUCUGACACACAUGGAAUGCAGCAUUCUCGGGUGAGAUGGGACAAAUAGACUACAGAAAACAUAUCUUCGAUGGGUUUUUUUUUGGUUUUUUUUUAGAGGCGGGGAAAGAGAGCAUAUAACAUCCAAUAGGAGCUUAGAAUACAUGCACGAGCUCCAUGCCGGGAUGAGACUGGUGGACUGGACAGCCGUCACGCGCACUACAGCCCUGUGUCCCGUCAGGCUCAACUGUUGUGUCUGAGGAACUUUUAUUGUUUAUGAAAACUAUAUGCUGAAAUCCAAAGAUUUUUUUCUGCUGCAUUCUGGGAACUGUGAAUUGAGAAAAUAGCCUAUACUUUGUGUUGUCUGUUAUGUAGCCUACUUUUUCUUUUUUUUUUUCCUUACUUAAUUGGCUAUUUUCUGCUCUUUUCCUUUUUAUUCUGUCGGCGUACUGUUGGCCUACUGAAUGUUUACCUGGAGGUCUGGUUGUUUUGGAGUAGCCUUCUAAAAGCCUUUUAUACGGGCGCCAACAUUAGAUAAUAACGACCCAUUUUAUAUCUGGAAUUAAAGGUCUGCUUUAUAGAAGCUGUGUGGUGAAUGAAAACUGUUUAAUUACUAAAUUGGUCCUUAUAGCCUACAAAAGAACUGGCAACGAAGCCACACGCAACUGAACACAACAAGCCUCGAUUUGAAUUUAUUAUCCGAUUUUAGGUAGUGCUGGAAGAAAGCAAGCUGCGUUUUCUCCAGAUAACACCAAACACUCGUUUUCAUUUUUAUUUUCGUUUAUUUGAAAAAAACAAAUCCAUUUAAAUGACCAGAACACACCUUUUUUCUGUCUUUCAACAAACACUCAAAUUGUAGCCUUACACCCCGUUUAAACAAUUCACAUUAUCUCCCAAAGCCAAGCUAGCAUCAACAAGGGACAUUCUUCCCCAUUCAUGUCCGACCGUCUGCCGACUUUGGCACCGCACCCUCCGGCCAAACCACGGACCUAUAGCUCGUAGCCUAUAGGCUAUCAUACUACGAAUGUUUCAAGAA